Colius striatus (speckled mousebird) is the source of this 7085-nucleotide messenger RNA. It is a transcript of the gene EPB41, whose product is annotated as erythrocyte membrane protein band 4.1. NCBI's taxonomy places the organism in Eukaryota, Metazoa, Chordata, Aves, Coliiformes, Coliidae. The coding region runs from base 175 to 3597 and encodes 1140 amino acids. The transcript has 26 exons. Gene Ontology annotation, biological process: cortical actin cytoskeleton organization. Gene Ontology annotation, cellular component: cytoskeleton; plasma membrane. The record is from RefSeq and is a predicted model, not a curated record. Gene Ontology annotation, molecular function: actin binding; structural molecule activity.
UUGGUGUUUACAUUUCUUCGAAGCAGCUCAGUGUGAACGGGAGCAGCGAGGCACUGAGCUGUGCUCCUGGGAAGUACAGUGUCUCUUCUCCUUUCUCCCCUCUGCACUGCCCUGGGAUGCAUUUUGGUGCCUCGCCUGUGUGGUGUGCCCGGCUGCCUCAUCUCUGGCAUCAUCAUGACAACAGAGAAGAGUCUAGCGGCGGACGCUGACAACUCAGAGCAGCAGCAAGCCAAGGAGGAGGAAAGAGCUGCUGAAACACAAAAGCAAGAGGCUUCUGUAGAGGAAGGGUCUCAGCAGCCAUCAGAGGGACAGCCUGCAGCAGGACAGAAGCAGAAGGCUUCCAACGGCGAUACACCCACGCACGAGGAGCAGAGCAAGAAGGAACGUCGCACCUCCGACGGCCGCGGCCUCUCCCGCCUCUUCUCAUCCUUUCUCAGGAGACCUAAGUCUCAGGUGUCCGAAGAGGACAAAGACACUGAUGCUCCUAAAGAGGCAGGAGGUGAACAGAAAGACCCAGGAUUAGGAGCCAGCCCUGAUGAAGACAUCCUGGUGAAAGCCCCAAUUGCAGCUCCUGAGCCUGAGCUCAAAACCGAUCCAUCGCUAGAUCUCCAUUCCUUAAGCAGUGCAGAAACACAGCCUGCACAGGAGGAGAGAAGGGACUACCAGGAGCCGGAGAGCAGAGACCUUGGGGGCAAGGAAAGAGGAGGGGAAGCUAAGGAAGAGUGCACCAAGCCAGAGCUGAAACAAGAGACUCCAGAGACCAAAGCAGAGAAGGAUUUGAAAGCUGCCCAGAAAGCAGUAAAAAGACACAGAAACAUGUACUGCAAAGUGGUCUUGCUGGAUGACACCCUCUUUGAGUGUGCUGUGGAUAAACAUGCCAAGGGACAAGAUCUGCUUAAAAAAGUCUGUGACCACCUCAAUCUCCUGGAAGAAGACUACUUUGGUUUGGCCAUAUGGGACACACCGACCUCCAGGACCUGGCUGGAUCCUGCCAAAGAAAUAAAAAAACAGGUUCAUGGAGGCCCCUGGGAUUUUACCUUCAACGUCAAGUUUUACCCACCGGAUCCUGCGCAGCUGACAGAGGACAUAACCAGGUAUUACUUGUGUCUUCAGCUCAGACAAGACAUCAUCACAGGGCGGCUGCCCUGUUCCUUUGCCACUCUGGCUCUGCUGGGUUCCUACACAGUCCAGUCUGAGCUGGGAGAUUAUGAUCCUGAUCUACACAGCCCAGAUUACAUCAGUGAAUUUAAAUUGGCCCCAAACCAGACAAAAGAGCUCGAAGAGAAGGUUGUGGAGCUUCAUAAAACAUACAGAUCCAUGACUCCAGCCCAAGCAGACAUGGAAUUUCUUGAGAAUGCAAAAAAGCUGUCUAUGUAUGGAGUUGACCUUCACCAAGCCAAGGACUUGGAAGGAGUGGAUAUCACUCUGGGAGUCUGUUCCAGUGGCCUUCUUGUUUACAAAGAUAAACUGAGAAUCAACCGCUUCCCUUGGCCCAAAGUCCUGAAGAUCUCCUACAAACGCAGCAGCUUCUUCAUUAAGAUUCGCCCAGGGGAGCAAGAACAGUAUGAAAGUACAAUUGGGUUCAAGCUCCCGAGUUACCGAGCAGCGAAGAAGCUGUGGAAAGUGUGUGUGGAACAUCACACGUUCUUCAGGCUGACUUCCACCGAGGCCAUCCCCAAGAGCCGGUUCCUGGCGCUGGGCUCCAAGUUCCGCUACAGCGGGCGGACGCAGGCGCAGACGCGGCAGGCGAGCGCCCUGAUCGACCGGCCCGCGCCGCGCUUCGAGCGCACGGCCAGCAAGAGGGCGUCCCGCAGCCUGGAUGGAGCUAAACGUGCGACUCAAAAAGUUGAGUUCAGAGACGUAAAGGAAGAGAAGCAGGAGGAGGUGGUGGUUGAGGUUCCUGAACCAAAACCUGUGGAUCAGAUCCAAGAGAAGCCAGCCCAACACCCUCUUGACACUUUUGAAAUGAAACCCAUUGCAGAGGAGGAAGAGGAGGAGGAGAAGGUAGAGGUGGUUAAGGUUCCCGUUGCCAAGCCAAAGCUACCGGAGCCGUUGCGGCCGCGGUCAGCCAAACGUGCUCUUGGCAAUGUUGAGAUAAGCCCAGUUGAAGAGGAGGAGCAGGAGGAGGAAGAAAAAAUGGUGGUGAUGAGAGAACUAGAGCCGGUCCCAAAGGAGUCAGCAGUGGCUGUGAUAACCCCUGAGAGGAGUCCCCGUCCCACCUCUGCCCCAGCCAUCGCUCAGAGCCACCCUGCAGAGCCAGCCCCAGCCAAGCCUGAUGUGAAAGACACAGUGGCUGCAUCUAAACUAGAAAAGGAAACAGCAAAACCCACUGUGAGACGUGAAGAAAUCCCAGCAGAGAAAGCCAAGCCAGAGCCUGCUGAUGCAUCAAAGGUGAGGAAAACCCACACUGAGGUCACAGUACCCACCACCAGUGGUGACCAGCCCCAGCAGCAGCCUGCAGAAAAAGAGGAAGAGCUGAUAAGAAUGAGGAAGAAAAGAUCAAAGAGGCUAGAUGGUGAAAACAUUUAUAUCAGGCAUAGCAAUUUAAUGUUGGAGGAUCUAGAUAAGACCCAAGAAGAAAUAAAGAAGCAUCAUGCCAACAUCAGUGAGCUGAAGAAGAACUUUAUGGAGUCUGUCCCAGAGCCUCGACCGAGUGAAUGGGACAAACGUUUGUCCACUCACUCCCCGUUCCGGACCCUCAACGUCAACGGGCAGAUCCCCACGGGAGCAGAUGGAAAAAUGAGUGGCUUUCUCUCCAGAGAGGAUGUGGCUGCAGUGGCAGAGAGCAGCAGUGGGCACGCUGCCUUGGCGUGGGAGGGCUCAAAGCAGUCGGUAGCUUUUAGUGAGACCCCAGUGCCACCCACCUCUGAGCCUUCUCCCAGCUGUGACUCUGGUGCUUCCUCCCUAAGCAGCGAGGAGGAGGAGGAGGAGGCAGCAGCACCUCCCAGCCUCCCUGUGAGCGAGGAGGACCUGAGAUGUGGAAAGGGCCUUAGUGUGGAUGCGGACUGGGAGCUCUCUGAGCUGGAGCCCCCCACCAGCCCCACCGUGGCCCCCCAGCAGCCCUGGGCAGCAGAGGAGGAGGUGGCAGAGGAUGGAGAAGACAGCUUGGCCUUUAGGAAGCUAAAUGGCCAGUGGCAUGAGUCGGCUGGUGCUCAGGGGCUGCCCACAGUCAUUCGCUGCUUCCAGCCACCACUAGUGAAGACACAGACUGUCACCAUCUCCGACGUGUCCAGCGCCGUCAAGAGUGAGAUUCCCACCAAGGAAGUGCCCAUUGUCCACACAGAGACAAAGACCAUCACCUAUGAAGCUGCACAGACAGAUGGUGGCAAUGGAGAUUUAGACCCUGGCAUCCUGCUGUCUGCUCAGACCAUCACUUCAGAAACCACCAGCAGCACCACCACCACACAGAUCACAAAGACUGUAAAAGGUGGCAUUUCAGAGACAAGGAUUGAGAAGAGGAUUGUCAUCACAGGAGAUGCAGAUGUAGACCACGACCAGGUUCUGGCUCAGGCCAUCAAGGCAGCGAAGGAGCAGCACCCAGACAUGUCAGUGACCAAAGUGGUUGUGCAUCAGGAGACAGAGAUUGCAGAGGAGUAGUGAGGCUGUGAAGCACUCCUGCCAGGAAAAAGAAACCCAGCAAAACUACCAAGAAGCUACCUGGAGCACAGAGACCUCAGCUUGACAGGACUUGCCACUCAGAGACACUCACCCCAGUUGUCAGGAGAUGCAGCUUUGACGCUUCCCUUGGGACUUUCCAGCCUCUCCUGGAUCCUCUUGGAUCCAGGCUGGGGUGGGGGAGGGCUUGUUUUUUCUCUCUUGCCACAUAAAUAUGCCAUAUUUCUAACUGUGCUGGAUAUUUUUUACAGGCUUCUCACUUUUGCAUUCCCUCUCCCAGCCUCUUCAGACACAGACCCUGACACACACCCCAGGGCUCGAGGGCUUUCAGUCCCACUCCCUCCCUCCUCAUCAGGGAUAACAGGGAGAAGCCACAGCCCUGCACAGAUCCCUGUGGGUCUCAGACUUGAGUUUUGUGCAGCAUUUCUGAUUGCCAUUUGAUUUGAUUUGUUGUUGUUUGUUGUUUGUUGUUAGCUCUGGGGAACUGGAGGCUCCUGAGACCUGAGCAGAGUCUCCUCCCCGUUGGGUUCCAGGCCCCUGAUGUGUGACUGCAGUAGGGUUGUUGUGGUGUAGCCUUUGCACACAUCUUCAUAGCUGACUAGAUUUAAGGAAUACUGGAAGUUGCUUCAAGUAUCUUAUACUGUGAAUUUUAGAGCUUUAAGAGGACUGUGAUAGCACCUCUCACCUCCCCUGUGUGUCUCUGCUGAGUGCUGCCCACCCCCUUUGUGGGGUUGCUUUUAGCUGCCAUUAGAUCCAACAGCCCAUAGAAGUGUGUGUUUCCAAGUGUUUGGGCUCUGAGUGCUAUUAAGGUAGGCUUCUGCAGCAUUCACAGGAACUGAUUUCAGUGUCAUAGUUUCUCACUUGUUUGUGUUGAGGAGUUUUCCAUGAGGGGGUGGUUGUUGUUGGUUUUCUUUCCCCUGACUCGUGGGUUGCUUUUCCCCCUCCCCUCACAGUGCUGUGUACAGCUGAACACCUCCCCCAUCCACCAGGCCACAUAUCCCACUAGCACUGAACUUAAAAGCCUUUAGACAAUCCUUCCUAGGCCUGAAAAGCUGCAUUUGGAGAGGCUGGACAAGAAAUCUAAGGGAGGUGGCAGGUGUUGCUGGUGGUGACAGAGCCAAACCUCGUGGGAAGUGCCACCAAACCCUCCCUCCCCCUCUGGCUGAAGGGGCUGAGCUUUGGCUUUGUGGCCACCUUGUUGGAAUGAGCUACCAGAGGUGGUGGCAGCAGCCUCAGGCAGGGCUCACAGUGAGCUGGGUCAGUCCCAGCAUGGUGGGGGCCACCACAAACCAGCUUUUCUGGGGCUGGAUGUGCUUCCCUGGGGGCUGAGCCUCUGCUGCUGCUCUCUGAGCUCCCUGGAAACAUUCUGAUGGUGCCCCUGGUUCACUCCUUCCAGCAUUUCCAUUGACAAAGGCUUUGUAAAGAGUCUGCCCAGACACUUUGAGGCUGUGAUUUCUUUCCUUUUAUUCCCCUCUCUCUCUCUCUUCAUCUGCCCAGGGUGGUCCAUUGGUAGCUGAGGGCAUGGAGUGCUCUGCUGCUGCUGCUCACCUGAGGGUGGGAAGGAAAUGGCAAUAAAAAGCCCCUCUCUCAGCUCUUUUCAAAUGGAAUCAUGACUUUCAGAAGUCACUGGAUUUAGCUCAGGCUGCAGGGACUUGGUGUUGAGCUGCAGACAGCCCUGGGACUGCUGUAGCCUCUCAGGUUCAGGUGCAAUUGCAGUGAAGCUGUCAGUAUUGAUGGGACAUGAUGCUGAAAAUGCUGGAGCUGCCAGAGCUUUUGCUUUUCCUUGCUGGCCAUGGGGCUUCCCCAGCCCUCAGCCUUCCCCUGCCAGCAGCUGCUUCUGGGACUGCUCUGGGUGCAUCCCCUCCUGUGCUGAUGCUCAGCCUUCCACUGGGCACCAGGCAUCCCACUUUGGGGGGGGAUUUAGGGAGUCCUGGGCUCCACAGCUGUAGCAUAGAGAUAAAGUCUUCCUAUUUAUGUCUGAAUAACCCUUUCCUUCCCUCCUCCUGCAGCACAGGCCCUUGAACAGGUCUGUGUCCCUGCUGUCCUCAACUUAGUUGGGUAAUGCUUGCCUUAAAACACCCCUCAUGAGCAUCCCCCUGGCAUUGGCCCUUUUUCUGGGAAUGCAGCUUUUUUGGCCCUUCCUUCUCUCCCCAGAGCAGCUCCCUGAGGGCUAAAUGGCCACACUGGGAAGUCCUUGAGAGGAUUUCUGAGCUUCACCAAAGCCAGUGGGGAUGAAUUAAGUUUGUCCAUAGCACUUAAAGGCCAUCAGGAGAAGGGGGCACUGUGGUGUGAGGCUGUGGCUGUGCUCUGGGUGUCCAGUCAGGGUGUCCUGAGCUCCACAAGUGAGACAGAAGGCUCUGAGCAGGAGGUUUCUGGGGUGAGAAAGCAGCUGGCACACGAGGUGCUUCCUUUCCCCUGGGCUGUGCUCACCCUGACUCUGGACAUCCCUUUGUUAAGGGCUUGUAGACUAGAAAAACCCCUAUUUAAUAAAGGAAACCCCUGGAUUUUAGGUGGCUGUUUCCAGGUUGUUCAUUCUCACACAUCCCCCCCCCUCCCAAGUUCUUCCUUCUGGAGUAUUUUUAACGAGUGGUGGCCUCUCUGCCCUUUGCUGUGUCCCCACAGGAGGUUUUCCAGCCCUUCUGCCCCUCUGCAGCUGCCACAGCCUGAGAGCCAGGGAAGGAAAGAAAAGGUCUGAGCAGAAGAAGCUUCUUCCCUCCUCAGCUGAGGCUGUGCUGGGGCUGCCCACCCCCCCUUUCCACCUCCAGAGGGUUUUUAAACCCCCAGCUCUCGCUGCAUCAUUCCAAGGGGCAAACCACCUAAGGAAGGUCUAUUUAUAUGAAUGUUCCCAGCUCUUCCCACUCCACCAAUCCACCCAGAGACUGUCUUGAUUGUAUAAUAUACAUUAUAUGGAAGCUAUUUAUAUAUGAAUGAAUGUUUUUAUAAGAAAGGCAAGGCAAAAAGAGCUCAAGUUCUCCUCCAGUGAAGUGCAAGGGCAGCUCUGCUUGCCAAACCAUCCCUGACCCAGCUGGGGUGUGUGUGGUGUGUUGGCAAAGACUCAUCUCUGGGUUUAACAAACUGUGGCUUGCUGAUUUCUUGUUUUCCUCACUAUACAAUGACCUGAGGAGGUGGUAGUGUCCCAGCCUUAGAGAUGCAACUUGUACACAAUGAAGAAACCCAGAGAAGAGACACAGAGAGCCAUGGAGUGAGUGAGAAGAUGAAGGAGCUCUGUAAAGUCUCUUCUUCCUUUCUGAAGGCAAUUGUGAAUUGUCUAGGGUAGCUGUUUACACUCUUCUUGAUAAAAAUAGGAACUUUCCAACCUGGCAGAUGUUUAGAGAUGGACUUUAUAGUGGUGGGAGCUGUUCUUUUGGACUGUCACAGUGGAUCAAAGGGAAAGCUGCCGUAGCCUUUUAGACCCAAGUGUUCAGUAUUUGCUUCUUGUAUGGCAUUUUUCAAUAAAUUUUCAAACAAAA